AUGUCUUCUAAUCCGCAGCAAAUGUUUCCAGAUAGCUGGAUACACGAACAAGAGUUCCGUGAACAGGUGGAGGCUAUUGUGACAGAAGAGCGAAGGACAAGUGGUAAAUCACCGACACCAGACGAUUUCAUCCACCGUCCCGAGUUUCAAGAAUUGGUAAAAACCGCUCUAGAAAGUGUCCAGGAGCUAUAUCCGCAGAACCUGUUAGGCUCACAGGCAGACGGGACCCAGUCUCAAAUCAGCACAGAUGCCAAUAAUGGCAAUGUUGAAGUUGAUGAGAAGCAAAUUGACUCUUUUGGAUUGGAUAUGAUUUUUGGUCAAGAUGAUAUGGACGAUUCAUUUUCCCAGGAAUCCCAGGAAUGGAUGUCGCAGCAGCAUCAUGAUGAUAGAAAGAACAUUGAAAAUGAUGAGGUUGCAGCAGAUGAUAGAGCUUCAUCCGACGCCGCGGUCACGGCCACUGAGCCAUACCUUGACGGAAACCCAAAAUACGACAGGCCGCUUAUCGUUCAGUUCUGCGCAAAUAACCCGGACGAGCUCCUUAGAGCUGCGCGCCACGUUGAAGGCUAUUGUGAUGCGGAGGAUCCCGACCUUAUAUAUAAGCUUAUAAACAAAUUACAUGCCGAACUAUCGAUUCCCGUGACGGCAAAGUUCCGUAUUCUCGAAACCAAGGAGAAGACGCUCGAGUAUGCUAAGAUGAUUCUCUCAGCAGGGGCGAGCAUUCUUUCCGUGCAUGGGCGGAGGAGAGAGCAGAAGGGACAUAAUACCGGUGUGGCUAAUUGGGAGUAUAUUCGUUACCUGAGGGAUAACCUGCCUCCCGAGACAGUGAUUUUUGCUAAUGGAAAUAUUUUGAACCAUGGAGAUAUUAGAGAUUGCUUGGAGUCGACUGGUGCCGAUGGAGUGAUGAGUGCAGAAGGAAAUCUCUCAGAUCCAACUAUUUUCUCUACUCCUCCGCCUCCAGGGAGUGAGGGGCGGAUCUAUUGGCGCGGAAGAGAUGGGAGAGGAGGGUACAGACUUGACUAUGUGCUUCGACAAUACAUUGACCUCAUUUACAAAUACGUGCUUGAGCAGGAGCCACCGCAGAGGGAACCGCUCUAUCAUCCUGACGACCCAGCGCUAGAAUCUAGCAGCCGGGCGGAUGAGGCAGCCGAGGAUGAAGCCCAGCAGCCACCAAGAAAGAAACAAAAGCAAGGGAGGCGUAUGAAGAAAGCCACCUCUACCAAUCUGACCACAAUGCAAGGCCAUCUAUUCCAACUACUUCGACAUCUCAUCUCACACCGAACAGAUAUACGAGAUGCGCUUGCCCGGUGUCACGGAGGAGACAUGCCUCAGUUUGAGAAAGUUGUCCGACUCGUUGACCAAGCUGUCAAGCAGGGAAUGCAGGAAUAUGAACAGAACCCGAGCUGGCAACAUAUUACUCCUGCUUCUAAACCAGGCGUAGUUAAGUCAGAAGAGUCUAAAGCGACGAUGGAGAAAUACCAACGGCCCUGGUGGGUUUGCCAACCGUUUAUUCGUCCACUCCCGGAAGAAGCGUUGCAAAUAGGCUCCUUACAAUUAAAGAAGAAGGACAUACCUGCCGAGGGAACUUAUCCCAUUCCUGCUCAAGUGGUCACUGAGAUUGAAGAUGAGAGCAAUGGCAAUGGAACCGAUACCCUUGGAUCUGUCGAUGAUGCCAGUGAAAGUCGAAAAUUGACUAUCACUCCGAGUUCCCUAGUGAGUGGCUGA
Microsporum canis CBS 113480 is the source of this 1722-nucleotide messenger RNA. RefSeq names its product tRNA-dihydrouridine synthase 1. The coding region runs from base 1 to 1722 and encodes 573 amino acids. The record is from RefSeq and is a predicted model, not a curated record. Lineage: Eukaryota; Fungi; Ascomycota; Eurotiomycetes; Onygenales; Arthrodermataceae. The transcript has 2 exons. Gene Ontology annotation, molecular function: tRNA dihydrouridine synthase activity.